UUCUUCUUUAAGUAAUACUUACCAAAGGGCUAGGAAUUAAUUGGGAAGGUCUCUACAUUUUAGCUUACAUUGAAAGUUUGUCUUAAAUCAAGAAAAACAGAAAUUGAAGCAAACUCACGAUUUGUUUGUAUCUCUGGCUAACCUGCUAUUUGUUCUUUAGGCCAGGCUGGCCUUGAGUUCACAGGAAUGCCCCUGCCUCAUCCUCCUGAGAGCUGAGAUUAUUGGAAUGUACCUCUAUGCUCAGAGAUGUUUGUUACAUGUUUGAGACCUUACCAUGCACCUUUCGCGUAUACCCUUCUGCAAACGUGUGUUUCCCACCACUGAGACCUAGAUCUGGGAGCUGGUUCUCUCUUCUCAGCAUAAGAUGCUGUAAUGAGCGGUUUGUGUAAACUUUAUACUUCCUUCUACUUGCCUCCUUACCCAGUGCUGCUUGCUCAGGCAUUGCUGCCUUUCUCCUGCCCUUGGUUCUGGGACUUAACUCACCCUUGCAAGCUACAUUUUAAGUUUCAAAAGCAGAAGUGCUUUGCUCUGUUUCUAACCCUCUUGUGGUCGCUAUUCUUGGUUGUCAACUUGAUUACAUCUGGACUCUAAUUAAAAAAUGGAGGGCACACCACUGAGGGACUUUUGCUUAGUUUGAAGUAGGAAGGUCCACCUCUAACCCAAACCUUGAGGUGGGACUACACAUGCCUUUAAACUGGGCCAGACCUUCUGUAGGAAGCCUUGAUAAGGACUUGAAGAGGGAAGCUUUUGCUCUGUGCCUGCUUUCUUUUGCCUUGCUGGCAAGCCCACUCCUUUCCUGACAUUAGAGCCUACUUCUUCUGGAUUCUAGCAUCUGCCAAAGACCAGCUGGGACAUCAAGCCUCGUGGACUGGAUUCUGGAUUUUGGGACUUUCUGUUCAUAGCCAGCCAUUGCUGAACUAGGUAGACCACAGCCUGUAAGCCAUUCUAAUAAAUCCCCUUAAUAUAUAAUUUAUAUAUUAAUAAAGUAAUAUAUAAGUAGUUACUCUAGAGAACCCUAAUACACUUCUAACACCCAGAUUACAGGUUUCAGUAAAUCACUGGUUCUUAUUUAUGCUAACCCCUACAGAUUUUGUCUCUAAGUGUGUAGAGACUGACACAUGUCCAUCUCUGUGCUGGAGAAUGAAUCAAGGGCCUUGAACAUGUUAGGCAUGUGCUCUACCACUGAGUCCUAUUCAUAACCUGGUGACCUUCUAAAAUAAUAGGGUUAUUCUUAUAAGGUCAAUCUUGAGGUGUAUCAUAUUCUAAGAAAAAUCAUUAGGGCUUGUUAACAUCCAUGGUCUCUUCGUGGACUAGGUUGAAAUUUUUUUCUGAGACAGGGUCUCAUGAACUCUGGUUAUUUACAAACUUGUGUAGCUGAUGAGCAGACACUAUAAACAGUAAUUCACUAACUUAUUAGUCAUAAAACAUUACUGCAGCAUUCUUUUGUAAUUAGUAAGGUUGGCAACUUUAUAAUCAAUAUAUUUUUCAAGAAAUCUAGUUCUUCUUGAAAAAUUUUCUAUUUUUAGGAAAUGCCCAAAUUUCUAUUUGGACCUUUCUACCUAUGAUGGCUUUUCAAGUUUUGAAAAAUCAACCAACAAAAUGAAUGUCUGUUAAACAAGAACCUUAAAGCUUGGUUUAAAAAAAUGUUUAUCAAACAAAUCUAGUUCGAUUUUUAUUUCUUUAAGAAGUUAUUCACUUAUUGUUUACAUAAGUGUUAUGAAGUGGUUCAAUGCUCCAACUCCCUGUUGAGUUCAGAGGACAUCCUUUCAGAAUCUGUUCUUUCUGCUGUGGAGUUUUUGCCAGAGAAGACUGCUUGGACCCCAGUUCAGGAUAAUGGAAAUCUUUACAAGCUGGUUGGGAGUUUCAGAUCCCAGUAUGUAGUCCUCGGCCUUUCCCAGCUUAGCUAGCACACAUACACUUUCCCAGAGCUGUAGGGCUUGAUGAAUUAGUUCUUGGUCUCAUUUGGCAGACAGUACUGCCUAUGUGCUGAGUUCCACAUCCUGAAUGGUACUUCUAUCAUGACGUCAGCAGUCUUGGGCCCUGUUACACUUCCGUAACAUAAUGAACUUCUCUUCAUAUAGGGACUGAACUCAGGUCGCAUCAGGCUUAGCACCAAGUUCCUUUACCGAAUGAGUUCCUUCGGAGCCCCAACUUGUCUGUUAGACAUCCAUUUACUUAGUUGCUUGUUCCAAUGUCUUCCUUCUUUGGUAGCCCAUUGAUUUAUUUGAGGUCAUAGUUGGGAUUGGAAGGCGUACUUCUGUGGUUGAGCAAUUAUGUAGCAUAUACCAGGCAGGUCUGGGGUUCAAUCCCCAGCCCAGGGGAUUCAUGCCUUAGGUGAAAAGGUCACUUUUCAACACUUACUAAAAUUGCACAUGACUUAGUAGCUGCAAAAUGAUUAAUUUUGGUGUCUUGAAUAGAUUAAGAGGUAUUGGCACCUGCUGUCUCAUUAAUGUAGAGUUGCGAUGCCUUUUUGUUUCAUUUAAAUACAGUUCACCUACUUGACAAAUAUUUUCUGAGCUCCCACCUAAUGCUUUGGACCUACCAGGGUCCAGUGUACUCCACAGAUCGUAGCUUUUACCUUUAGAGUGGGGCUGGGUGCAGAGCAGAUAGCCCAAUUAAAAUACAAUAAAAAACUACAAUUCAUUGGAAAGUCAGAUACUUCCGCUGUGUGCUGAUCUGGAUUGUGAGGGCAGACCGCCCUGAACAGGGUUAAAGAUCAGAAUCAAACUCUAAUGCUGAACUUAACUGACAGGCUGCAAAUGGCAACUCUGAAGCCCCUCAAGGAAUUUAACGUUGUCCCAUAACAUCAAACCGUAAUAACGGUUUUACUAAGUAGUCCCGCUUUGAUAAAAACAGCUUGAAGGUCUGCAAUUUGCUUCAAAUCAAUCCUGGCUUGCUUAUUUAUGAUUCUGGUAGGUCCAGUUAGGGUGUGAGGUUUCCGGAUAGGUGCCAACCUUGAGAAAGCCUCAGGGGCCAGGCUUCAGCGUCCGGGAAGCUAGGAGCUACCCCAUGACGCAAUCGCCCAGACGACAAGUCUCAGGACCGGCCAGGAGGCCGAGUUAACAGGAAGCGACUCGGGACUCGGCCGAAUCGGUACAGGGCGUUUAGCCCUUUAACAGUCGGGCAAGGCGUCGGAGGAACGCGGCGCUUCCGGGCGGACGCAGUUGCGUCGUUGGUUUUCCGGCCGGUUUCCUCAGUGAGUGCUCCUGACGUGCUCUGGGCCGCCGUCUCUGAAUGACCCCGGCUCGUUAAGUGCAGUUCACAAGAAGGGCGACACUUUAAAUUCCUUGGGACAAGAAGUCUCUUUAGGACAAGGCCGAGAAGUCAGCACCUAAGAGCGGCCCUUCGAGGCCCUUCGGCUCCCGGCCGGGCCCUGGCCCCUACCCCUGCCGGCUACAUCUUCUCGCGAGACCAGCCACGCGACUUCCCAGAAAGCCUUGGGCUACAGCUCAACAGCGGUUCUAGAGCCGCGCCUGGGCGGGAGGGUGGGAGGGGCCUGCCUAGAUAUUUAGCGGCACUGAAGGCCACGCCCCAAGUCGGAAGUGACGGAGCCGAGCUAGCGCGACGAGGCCACCUCUAUGGUCUUCCUCUCCUUCUGGAGUCGGGAAAUGGCCGCUGUGUAGUUACAGCGGAGGUAAAUCCUGAGAAUCGUGCUUCGGCGUGUCAGGUAGGCCUUGCGCUGCAUUCCAGUCACUCAAAAGAAAAAAGUCGAGGAGACAGGACCGUUGGGUGUUGAGAACUCUCGUGCGUGGUGACGGGUCGGCGGCGAGAAAGGAGACUCCCCCCCCACCCCCCCACCUCGGAGCCGUUACUUGUGCGUUUUCAUCGUCACCUCCUCGGGUUUGGAAGGCGCCGCGGGCCGCAGGGGUGGGGGAUGGGGAGCUGGCGCGAAGAGCGGGCCUGGCUGCGAAUCUGGCUCGGGUUCCGGAGACCGUGAGGCCUUCGCGUGCGCUUGUGCAUGCGCGAACCUCUCUCCAACCCUUCCCCCCACCGCUUCAGACGGGACUCCGGCGCGCGCCCGCUGUUGGGCUCUGCGCACGCGUGCUUUUUUCCUUUCUUUCCCUGCCCAUGGCAACGCCGCCGCGUGUGUUGGCUUCGGAGCCGGCUUGUCGUUGGCCUUGGGGGAGGUGUCUUCCUUCCUGGCCUAACCUUUGGGGCUUGGACCUGCGGCAGUGUUAGGCGAGAGGAUCAACCACGUAGUGCGUGGGAGUUAUGCUGCCUUCCUCGCCUCUGUCGGUUUAGGCCCGGUUUAAUCAGAUGGAGGCUUUUGAUCUGUUGCUUAUAGCCGACCUGCCAGCACCUGGGUGUUGGCGCCAAAGUUUUUCGUUUUGCCUCCCUAUCAGCUCACUCUGUCCUAGACGAUCAGUCGGAAUUUGAAUUUAGAGUUUAAUUUCCUAUAACAUUCUCUACAAGAAGAAUCUUGGCAGUAUCUUAAAGACAUCACUGACUUCUGGAUCCUGUAUAAAGCCCAAGGAGAAAAGAAAUGGGCCGCUCCAAUUCUAGAUCACAUUCUUCAAGAUCCAAGUCUAGAUCACAGUCUAGUUCUAGAUCAAGAUCAAGAUCACAUUCUAGAAAGAAGAGAUACAGUUCUAGGUCUCGUUCCAGAACAUAUUCAAGGUCUCGUAGUAGAGAUCGUAUUUAUUCUAGAGAUUAUCGUCGGGAUUACAGGAAUAAUAGAGGAAUGAGACGACCUUAUGGGUACAGAGGAAGGGGUAGAGGGUAUUAUCAAGGAGGAGGAGGUAGAUAUCACCGAGGUGGCUAUAGACCUGUUUGGAAUAGAAGGCACUCUAGGAGUCCUAGGCGAGGUCGGUCACGGUCCAGGAGCCCGAAAAGAAGAUCUGUGUCUUCUCAAAGAUCCCGAAGCAGAUCUCGCCGGUCAUACAGAUCCUCUAGGUCUCCAAGAUCAUCAUCAUCUCGUUCUUCAUCCCCUUAUAGCAAAUCUCCUGUCUCUAAAAGACGAGGGUCUCAGGAAAAACAGACCAAAAAAGCUGAAGGGGAACCCCAAGAAGAGAGUCCUUUGAAAAGCAAAUCACAGGAGGAACCAAAGGAUACUUUUGAACAUGAUCCAUCUGAAUCUAUUGAUGAGUUUAAUAAAUCUGCUACAUCUGGUGAUAUUUGGCCUGGCCUUUCAGCUUAUGAUAAUAGUCCAAGGUCACCUCAUAGUCCUUCACCUAUUGCUACCCCACCCAGUCAGAGUUCAUCAUGCUCAGAUGCCCCCAUGCUUAGUACAGUCCACUCUGCCAAAAAUACCCCCUCUCAGCACUCACAUUCCAUUCAGCACAGUCCUGAGAGGUCUGGAUCCGGUUCUGUUGGGAAUGGGUCUAGUCGAUAUAGUCCUUCUCAGAAUAGUCCGAUUCAUCACAUCCCAUCACGAAGAAGCCCUGCAAAGACAAUCACACCACAGAAUGCUCCAAGAGAGGACUCUAGGGGGCGGUCCUCUUUUUAUCCUGACGGAGGAGGAGAUCAGGAAACAGCAAAGACAGGAAAGUUUUUGAAAAGGUUUACAGAUGAAGAGUCUAGAGUAUUCCUGCUUGAUAGGGGUAAUACCAGGGAUAAAGAGGCCCCAAAGGAGAAAGGGUCCGAGAAAGGCAGGACAGACGGAGAUUGGGACGAUCAGGAGGUUCUAGAUUACUUUAGUGAUAAAGAGUCUGCAAAACAAAAGUUCCAUGAUUCUGAAGGGGAUGACACAGAGGAGACAGAGGAUUAUAGACAGUUUAGGAAGUCAGUCCUGGCAGAUCAGGGGAAGAGCUUUGCUACUUCAUCUCACCGGAAUACUGAGGAGGAAGGACCCAAGUACAAGUCCAAAGUUUCACUAAAAGGCAGUAGAGAAAGUGAUGGAUUUAGAGAAGAAAAAAAUUAUAAACUGAAAGAGACUGCAUACAUAGUGGAAAGGCCUAGCACUACAAAGGACAAGCACAAGGACGAAGACAAAGGCUCUGACAGAAUAACAGUGAAGAAAGAAGUGCAGUCACCGGAGCAGGUAAAGUCUGAAAAGCUCAAAGAGCUCUUUGAUUACAGUCCCCCUCUACACAAGAGUCUGGACGCACGAGAAAAGUCCAUCUUCAGAGAGGAGAGCCCGCUGAGGAUCAAAAUGAUAGCCAGUGAUUCUCACCGUCCUGAAGUCAAACUCAAAAUGGCCCCUGUUCCUCUGGAUGACUCCAACAGACCUGCCUCCUUGACUAAAGACAGGCUACUUGCUAGCACGCUUGUCCAUUCUGUCAAGAAAGAACAAGAAUUCCGAUCCAUCUUUGACCACAUUAAGUUGCCUCAGGCCAGCAAAAGCACUUCAGAGUCAUUUAUACAACACAUUGUAUCCUUGGUUCAUCACGUGAAAGAGCAAUACUUCAAAUCACCUGCAGUGACCCUAAACGAGCGGUUCACUUCAUACCAGAAAGCUACUGAAGAGCAUAGUACCCGGCAAAAGAGCCCUGAGAUACACAGGAGGAUUGACAUCUCUCCAAGCGCUCUGAGGAAGCAUACCCGUUUAGCAGGAGACGAGAGAGUUUUUAAAGAAGAAAUUCAAAAGGGAGAUAAAAAAUUAAGGUGUGAUUCGGCUGAUCUUCGGCAUGACAUUGACCGUCGCCGCAAAGAAAGAAGUAAAGAGCGGGGAGAUUCCAAGGGUUCGAGGGAAUCUAGUGGAUCAAGAAAGCAAGAGAAAACACCAAAGGAUUACAAGGAGUACAAACCUUACAGAGAUGACAGCAAACAUAAAGGGAGAGAGCAAGAUCAUUCUCGGUCAUCGUCCUCUUCAGCAUCGCCUUCGUCACCCAGCUCCCGAGAAGAGAAAGAGAGUAAGAAAGAAAGAGAAGACGAGUUUAAAUCUCACCAUGAGAUGAAAGACUACUCAGGAUUUGCAGGAGUUAGCAGGCCACGAGGAACCUUUUUUCGGAUCAGAGGCAGAGGAAGAGCCCGAGGCGUUUUUGCUGGGACAAACCCUGGUCCAAACAACUCAAACUCCACUUUCCAAAAGAGACCGAAGGAAGAGGAGUGGGAUCCAGAGUAUACCCCAAAGAGCAAGAAGUACUUCUUGCACGAUGACAGAGAUGAUGGUGUGGAUUAUUGGGCCAAAAGAGGAAGAGGUCGUGGUACUUUUCAACGCGGCAGAGGGCGCUUUAAUUUCAAAAAAUCAGGUAGCAGUCCAAAAUGGACUCAUGACAAAUACCAAGGAGAUGGGAUUGUUGAGGAUGAAGAGGAGACCAUGGAAAAUAAUGAAGAGAAGAAGGAUAGGCGCAAAGAAGAAAAGGAAUAGUCUCAAGAUUGCAUCAGGGAGCAGAACUUGACACUUAAUUUUUUUAAACCUGAUUUUUGUUUUCAAAUAAGAAUGUAAGCAUUUUACUUAAAAUGUACUGUUUGCAAGUAGUCUAUAGAAAUUUUGUUUUAAGUCUUCAAAUAUCUUGAAAAUAGUAGACUGUAUGUUGAAAAUUGUACUGAAAUAAAGUAGAAGACGUUCAAUAUCAUAUUUGUAACGAUCAACUUUUAAGCCCUUUGACUGUUUUUGUUACAUGCCUUGUAUUUCUGCUUUGUCUAUAAGAAGUGGUCAAGUACAGUUCUGUGACAGCUCUUAGGAGCCUCCCUGUUAAUGUUUGACCCUGAAGUGAACGUUAGCUCUACACAGAUCCACACAGAUCCUCAGACAGGAGUUGUUCAUAGUGACCACACUAAUCGUUUUAACUGUACACAUCAGUUAACAUCUUUGAAAAUUUGAACACUACAUAGUAGGGUGACUAAUUUUUGAAGAAUGUCACAAAGUUACUAUUAUGGUAAACUCGUUUCACACUUCAACAAAUAUAUAAGGAGGACAGUAGCUUUGUUAAUAGCCAAAAAGUACAAAUUUAAAGUUAGAUUUGAGAAAGUGGUAUUUUUACUGAAAGCAAACAAAGGCCUGUAAAAUAAUUUGAAGAGACUUUCCAGUAUGAGUUCAAAAUUGAAUAUUCUCUUCCAUUCUCAUUUGAUAGUUUGAGUCAUGGUCUUAGAUACCAGCUACCUACGAGAGAGAGAAAUUGGUUUGUAAUAUCAGAUGUAAGUAAAUUCCUAAUUCCAUAGACCUGAUUGUAUUAAAAACAAAACACAGCCAAAACCCCACAAGACCACGACAGAGUUUGGGAGUCCUUCUCCCGUGGAGGAAGGUUAGCCUGCAGCGUAACGUGAUGCACGUGGUCAUCCAGUCCCUGACUGGAGAGCUCACUGUUAGUGGAUGCUUGAACAGCUGUAGACCAGUCCGUAAUUUACAAAAGACUCGAGAAAUGCAACGGGUUGUUUAGUCGUGUUUAAGUAAUUUGUUUUCUCUCUGUGUUGCUAAUAGAAGAUUUUAGCAGGAAGCUUGUAUUAUUGAUCUAAUUUCAAUUUAAGUUUAUAAAAUGGCCUUUUUUGGGGGAGUCUAUUCUUGAGGUAAAUAAUCUCUCCGCUAUUUAACAGCUCUUGAAGGAAUAAAGUAACCUUCAGGGCUAAAAACUAAUUUUUAAGCAAAGGUAAGAUUAGCUACAUUGCAGCGAUUAGUCAUGUAUUUUGCAUUUAAAGAAGACAGUGCUUAUUCUGUUACUGUAAACUUUUCAUGUUUUGAUGAUUAUACAGUGUCUUUGAACUGCUAAAACCUUUUGGCAGCAAAGUUAAACUAAAGCCAAAGUCACCUGUGAAGUGUUUACCCUGCUACGGUCCUCAGGAGUAGUCAGUUUAUGGGAUGCUCCCACUCGUCCUCACCAUGGAAUCAUUCAGUAAAUCAGAAAAUACCUGCAAAGCAACUUUAUUGCUUCAACCUGGACAUAAAUAGUUAUUUAUAAUAACUAUUAUAAUAGUUCAGAUUAACUUAAAUGCAAAAACAAUGUGUUUAAUCCCCUAAUAGUUUUCCUACCAUUUCUAUUUUCCAUGAAUAUACAACUUUUAUUUUAGCAGUUACUUGGUUAUACACUGAAUUUUCACGUUGGUACCUGUUCAGGUUUACUCUUUCCACAACAGAGAAAAGUAGAUUGCUGGAACUUACUUAAUAGGGAGUACCAGGCUGUAUUUAAGUGUACCUGAGGUUUCUUCCAUUUUGUUAGUCCCACUGCAUCCUAGUAAAGGGGUUGUUAGAAGAACUGCAGUAGAACACCACUGUGAAUAUUCUCCUUCUCACAGCCAGACACAAAGUAGCCUGUAUGUAUUCUUUGAGAUCACCAUUUAGUUACAUGCUUCAUGACAUGUUACAAAAGCUGCACAGAGCCUCUUGGUAAAGCUGUUUGCAUACAAGUGCCAGGAAAAAAACUGUUAGACAAUUAAUACCAUAUGUUACACGCUGCAUACGAUGUGAUAUACGCUGCAUACAUAUACUUCCUUUACCCAGAGAAAAGAAAUAAAAAGGAACCAAAGGAUUUUUCCAGAAAAAAAAAAUAAGAAAACAGUUUUAGAAGGCCAUGACUCAAUUCUUAGGUUUGUAUGCUUCAACAUCUUAGGAAUUUUAAUAUAAAAAGCAAAGUCUUUCCCAGUUGCACUCUAUUUCAAAGAAUUGUUAUUGUUCCCUUUCGUCACAGUUAAAAUCAGUGUUGGGAAUUAAAUUAUAAUUUGAGGGGAAAAUAUCCAAUGAGAAUGAAUGUAGAUGGCUAAACGAUUCUUCCUCAGUGUGGUGUAUAUUUCAACAGGGACCCUUGUAAAUUGUCAUAUGCCAAUAAAAUGUCCUAAGUGGUAA
Rattus norvegicus (Norway rat) is the source of this 9658-nucleotide messenger RNA. NCBI's taxonomy places the organism in Eukaryota, Metazoa, Chordata, Mammalia, Rodentia, Muridae. The record is from RefSeq and is a predicted model, not a curated record.